Sphaerodactylus townsendi is the source of this 5199-nucleotide messenger RNA. It is a transcript of the gene SLC31A1, whose product is annotated as solute carrier family 31 member 1. Gene Ontology annotation, molecular function: copper ion transmembrane transporter activity. The record is from RefSeq and is a predicted model, not a curated record. The coding region runs from base 524 to 1102 and encodes 192 amino acids. The transcript has 6 exons. Lineage: Eukaryota; Metazoa; Chordata; Lepidosauria; Squamata; Sphaerodactylidae. Gene Ontology annotation, biological process: copper ion transmembrane transport. Gene Ontology annotation, cellular component: membrane.
AAGCGCGGUUGCGUCCUUCGCGUGUUUAACGGAGGCGGGCCUUGUCCCCCUAGAAGGGCGGGACUUGCGGAGAUUGAAAGGCGGAAGAGAGGGCAGAAAAUGAAGCGAGUUUUAUUAAUAGGAAUGGACUGCCGAAGGACGGAGGCGGGAACUUCUGGGCACGUGACGGCUGCGUUGUCUAAUAAGCGGGUGAGGAAGCUCGUCGGCUGGAAGGAGACACGUUUGAAGGAGAUCGGGAGGGACGCUGAGGAGGAGGAGACGCGUUGCUGGAUCGCAGCGGGGAAGGUGACGACAAUUUCAUUUUUGUUCAUUGACAGUGAACAGGGACCCAAGUCCCAUUGCCUGCAGCUGGAACGCAUGCUAAGUGGGAGUUUUGGGAGUAGUGUUGAACUGGACCAGGGUGAAAAUCUGGCCUCAACUUGACAAUCCUAUUGCUGGGACAACAGCUCUUCUUGACCUCCAGUGGAAUAGCAAAGAGGCUCCUUUAACCUCAUCAGCCUUUUGUGGUACUUCAGGAGCCAGGAUGGAGCAUGACCACAAUCACAUGGAGCACAUGGGCCAUCAGAUGAACGGCUCGGCAGUGAGCACGCCUGAUCCUCAUGCGCACCAUCACCCAACUGCAUUGCCAGCGCACUCGCACGGUGGAGGGAUGAUGAUGGAUAUGACCUUCCACUUCAGCUAUAAGAAUGUGCCCUUGCUGUUUUCUGGACUCGUCAUUAAUACACCUGGAGAAAUGGCUGGUGCAUUUGUGGCUGUCUUCUUCCUCGCCAUGUUCUACGAGGGCCUGAAGAUUGCCCGCGAGAGCCUGCUCCGGAAGUCGCAGGUCAGCAUCCGCUACAACUCCAUGCCUGUCCCAGGACCAAACGGUACUGUCUUGAUGGAGACGCACAAAACAGUCGGGCAACAGAUGGUGAGCUUUCCUCACAUCUUCCAGACAGUGCUGCACAUCAUCCAAGUGGUGAUCAGCUACUUCCUCAUGCUCAUCUUCAUGACCUACAAUGCCUACCUCUGCAUUGCUGUGGCGGCCGGCGCGGGCAUGGGCUACUUCUUCUUCAGCUGGAAAAAGGCCGUCGUGGUGGAUAUAACAGAGCAUUGCCAUUAACACUGGCAGUGAGUCUGAGCCUCCCCCUGUAACCUCUGGAAGGGCGAGGGUCACCGCCAAGCAUACUGGAAGCCAGGCCAAAAAAAUCCAUGGGGUGCUUUCUUUCUAAUUUUCAAGGGAUGUGACCCUGCCCCCCACCCCCCGCAGUGCCUCUCGUUUCCCACUCCUUCCUUAGGAAGCGGCUUCUUGCUGGUGGGAAAGGAGCCAUUGUCUUGAGGUGUGGCUUACUGUGGGUAGUUGGCUUAUUAUGUAAUAGAUACAAUUAGUGUUUUUGAUUUUGAUUUUUUUUUUAGAACCUACUACGAUUGAAUCAGCUAGCAGGCUAACGUAGACAAUAAUUAGCUCUACGUUAUUUUAUAAUAACCUCAAGCAACGUACGCUUGGAUUGCUUGAGAGGGAGCUUUUGGGGAGGUCUUAAUCUGCUAUUGAUGGGAGUCAUAAAGUUGCUGCCCUCUUAGCACAAUGACCUCUCUGGGGUUACACAGCAGAGGUCUGUGCCAUCCAGCGCAGGGGGCUUCUGGUCAUUUGUUUGUGCUAGGGCAAAGGUUGGUUUUGUGUCCCUCCCGCAGCAGUGAUACCUGGGGUUUUGGCUCUAGCCAGUCAAGCGGUACCAUCAGGCUGCUUCUGAUGUAGCACAGCUCUAAUGCCUGCUUUUCUCAAACGCCCUUGGGGUCCUACACAUUACCUAUGGGUUGUUCUGGGGUCAGUGUGAUUUGCUGGCUGGCUGUGACUUGCAGCUUCUGAAAUGAAUAAACAUAUACAAUCUUUUUUUAAAAAAAAGAAGAAGAAGUCCUAUUUUAAAUAAAUGGAUGGAAACAAGCCCUGAUUUCGUUCUGGUUUGUAGGCAGGAAAAGAGCAUUUUUGUUUGUAAUACAAGGGAGUCUGUUAUUUACAUCCACUACUAGAACUACCUCAUGUAAAACUGGGGUUAAACAGCCUUAUGCCGUAUGUGCAGUUACAAUUGGCAGGUGUCCCUUUAUUUUGGUACAUUUUUGUAGUGGUUUUCUGUGUGUUCAAUCUGUAUGGAUAGAAAGCAGCGCAGGAAUCAUAUGCAAAUAAGACCUCCAACUUUCGAAGUAGAUCCAUUUUACUGGCUUUAGAAGUAGAUCCAUUUUAUGCCAUUUUGCUGGCGUUUUACUCCAGCUUUAGAAGUAGAUCUAUUUUACUGACAGAAAGUCUGCAGGAGACUGUUUCCUUCAUGGCCCCAUAGUUAUGAGGAACAUCAUGAGAGAUGUAGUUCCCUUCUGUUAUGAGGUUCUUUUCCAUUGUCAAAACCCAGAAUAUGGACCCUGAUGAACUACCCUAGAUGACUUGUAGACCCAGCUAUUUCCAGCAUUUUUUCAGAUGUAACCUUGGAAAACACUCUGUCUUUGUGUAUUUCUUGUCAGGCAUCUUAGAUUUCCUGCAGAGUGAUAAUAUUCAUCCCUUAAACAUUUCAUCUACAUUGAGGCAAGCAUUUUUCCUCUAAGGCCCCUUCCGCACAUGCUGAAUAAUGCACUUUCAAUCCAAUUUCAAUGCACUUUGAAGCUGUGCAGAAUAGCAAAGUCCACUUGCAAACAGUUGUGAAAGUGGAUUGAAAGUGCAUUAUUCUGCAUGUGCAGAAGGGGCCUAAGUCAUUCUACCCACCCUCAGGUUCCUCAGAAAUUAUGGUAAGCAGUAGAGCUGACUCGGUAACUACAAAUUUUAAUUCCUUGCUUCUAAGUUUCUGUUACGGUGCUGUGUAGUUGUAUGAUAUUGUCAAAGUCUGGUCUAGCUCUUCUGAAGUUUAAAUAAUCAGAUCUUUUUGUAUCUGAGUUCCAAGUGAGAUCUCAAGUGACCCUCAGUACACAGAUUCUCUUCAAGAAGGCUGCAGGGUUCUGCUGAUUCUACUCAGGCUAAAUCACCCUGCAUUGCAAGGUACAAAAAUACAGAAGCACAAACUUCCCAUCCUUCCAAUUUGAUUACAGAGACUAGGCUUGUAGCAAGGAGAAAAGAGGGCGCUGAAAGUUGCCUUUUGGAUUUGACAGUGUUCUAUGCCUUUGGUCACUUCAUAUUUCUUCUAGAAAUGGUAAAAAGAGCUGACUUGGAGCCAAGUCUACAAAUCCAGCUACUGCAGAGAUUGUGGCACCAAUUUAAUGUUUCUUUGCUGGGUGUUUGCAAGGUGCUGUUUUAAUCUCUGGUGGCUUAGCUGAAAGCAUUUUGAAUGGGACCUGGUAGAUUCCCAUUGGCUUGAUUCCGCUUUGAGUCAGUUAAGCUUUAAUCUGUAGCAAAAAUGUAAGCAAGGAAACAUUUGGGAGCGGGACAGUUCCUUCUCAGUUUUUUGAGGGAGCAUGGGAGAGAAUGAUUACUUGCCUCAGCUGUUAAACAGCAUAGAAAUGAAGUGGCAGCACACAGAAGUCAAACUGGGCUUGGACUGGCCCUUGUUUGUCCUGCCUUACAAGAUGGUCAACCAACAAUGAUUCAGAUGUUUACAGGCAAGAUCAGGCCUGUUUAAGGUGAAUUAGUUGUGUGUGUGCAUGCAAAAUUCCCAGGGGCAACCACAUCAGCUAUGUAGAUUUCUUAGAGAGCAGAGCCAGUGUUUGCACUUUUGGUUGGGUGUCCUCUGAGCAGCUGGGUUGAUUUCCCCUGCCUUCUAGGAAGGACUAGCAAGAGCCUUCCGAUCAUUGCUGGCUGCUUGGGGCAAAGACACAGGUGUGAUGACAUUUGUAGAAGACUAAAGGUGUUUCUACAAAGAUGUCCUCUGAGCUAUGGCUCAUGGAUGUUUGUGCAAUACAUGCAGCAAUACAUUCCUUAGCCUAAAGCAGGGGUCUGCAACCCACGACUCUCCAGAUGUUCAUGGAUUACAAUUCCUAUGGGAUGAUGGGAAUUGUAGUCCAUGAACAUCUGGAGAGCUGCAGGUUGCAGACUCCUGGUCUAAAGAUUUCAAAAGAGUCUCAUAUAUUUAGUCUCAUAAAAGAGUCUCAUAUAUUUAGUAUUCUGACAUUUGUUCUGUAUGGAAAACAACAUUAAUUUGUAUUGACAUAAAAAACCUUCAACUCGGUCUGGGUACAGGAAAAUAAUGUGCUUUCUCAGCAGUGUUUUGAACCAAAUGCUCAUUAUCAGGUUAGGACCAAAACAAAGCACUGUAAACAUCCCUUUCCUCUCUGAGGAAGGAAUCUCAGCUUGAAGUGCAGUGUGACUAUGGUGGUGAGUCUGCUAAACCAAAUCGAAUUGUUUGGUGCAUCUCAGUUUGAUCUUUCCACCUACUUCAGCCCCUCAGCUAAACAAGUUUGAGCAGUGACCUCUGCUUAUACGGCUUCUUCCUCCCGCCUCACAGAGACAAAAGAGUAGAAUGGAGAGGACUGUUGGCUUGAUCACAGCAGCUUACAAAUUGGUCUUGUACAAAGCCUCUCAUGUAAAUUGAGUGUGCAUUGUUUGCAUGCUGCCUGGAAGCAAAACUUUUGUAAAUAGGAAGAUGGCUUUCAGGCCCCGAGUGUGGUACAAAUGAGUUACAGUCGUAAAUAUGAGCAGAUCACCGUAGAAGUUACACUACCCUAUUACAAUCAAGCUCCAGAUUACCUGGAAUCGCACAAGAAUUUUAUCUAUAAUGUGUCAUGAGUUAAAUCAACCGUACCUCUGCCACUCUAUGGUAUGAGGCACUGUUUGAAACACUACAGCCGCCUGUAAUGGUGGAUGCCCUGGCCUACGCAAGUUCAUCAGUUGUCAUCCCACGGCAAAUGGUUACCUGAUACCUGACACAAAUGAACAAAACUAUUCAAGGGAGAGUCUAAGUUUUCAAGUUCUCUAGUUGCUGUCUUCUAUACAUCUGUAUACAAAGGGCACAUAUCUUUGGAUUCACUGGGUACUUAGAAAAAUCUGUCUUUUCCCACUAUUUAUCAAAGUGUGUCUUGUAUAUGAUGCUGGACGCAACGUAAUGCUGUGUUUAUCUAGGCUAGCCCAUCCUGGAUCAUAAAGAAUUGGCUUGCUGUUGUAGGCAAACGUGUCAAAGGUGCCUUUUCAAACAUAGGCCAGGGUUGGUGCAUAUUAUCAAAUCCGUGGUCUUGAGACUGCCAAUCUUAUCUUACUGUAUAAAUGCUUGAAUCAGUCUGUAUGUCAUUAAUAAAGCAGAGUAUCUUUUA